AGAAGAUGAUGACAGAAAACAAACGUUUUUCAUGUCCUGCAAAAAAGGUGUAAUAAGUAGUUGGGCAGCAUAAAAAUGCAGGAGUUGUGGGAGAGUGAGAGAAAGUGAGAAAAAUGUGGAUGACAAGUGUGUCAAAGCUGCUGCUACUCUUAUCGCUCUUUCCUAACGAGGGAGAGCAGCCGGAGAAAUAUGCCGUUGUUUUCGACGCCGGAAGCACCGGCUCCAGAGUCCACGUCUUCCGAUUCGACCGCGACAUGUCUCUCCUCCAAAUCGGCCAUGACUACGAGCUUUUCGUGGCUAUUAAACCAGGUUUGAGUUCUUAUGAGAAAGACCCCAAAGCUGCUGCAGACUCAUUGAAGCCCCUCUUAGAGCAAGCGGAAGAAGUCAUUCCCCAGCAACUGCGUGCUACAACACCCCUUCGACUCGGGGCGACAGCCGGUCUUCGCCUACUACCGGGAACUGCUUCUCAAGACAUAUUGAAUGCGGUAAACGAGCUUUUCAAGAGCAAAUCGAGCCUCGGCUACAAGCCAGAAUGGGUGUCUGUUCUCGAUGGAUCAGAUGAAGGUGCUUAUAUGUGGGUUGCCCUUAACUAUUUAAGUGGUAAGUUAGGCAAAAAAUACUCGAAAACGGUAGCAGUGGUAGACCUUGGAGGUGGUUCAGUACAGAUGGCAUAUGCUGUCUCCGACAAAGCUGCUGCCAACGCCCCAGCAGCUUCAAAUGAUGUCUCCAAUAGAUUUGGUCUUGGAACUAAUUACAACCUUUAUUCUCACAGUUAUCUCAACUAUGGGUUGAUGGCUGCUCGUGCACAAAAUCUGAACCUUUCCGGUGCUGGAAAUCCAUGCAUCACUAAUGGCUAUCAAGGGACAUACUCCUACAACGGGGUUGAUUAUAAAGCAACACCUCCUCGUUCGGGCACAAACUUGUUGGGUUGUGUUGCGCAGGCACGAAAAGUGCUGAGGGUGGACGCGCCCUGCGCCAACAAGCCCUGCUCCUUUGGAGGCGUUUGGAACGGUGGAGGUGGAGACGGCUUUGACAACUUGUACGCUGCAUCAUACUAUUACGACACAGCUAUUGAGGCUGGAAUCGUGGAACCAAAUACUAAUAUAACACACAUUCGGCCAAAUGUAUACCUGAAAGCAGCAAAGAAAGCGUGCAGUGGCAGCGUGGACAAUAUCAAGACUAUAUUUCCUCACCUUAAAGAUGAUGAUGUGCCGUACCUAUGCAUGGAUCUUGUAUACGACUAUAUUUUGCUCGUUGAAGGUUUCGGCAUCAAACCAACAAAGAAAAUAACUCUUGUGAAGAAUUUGGAGUACAAGGAUUCGAGGAUCGAAGCAGCAUGGCCCCUUGGCUGCGCAGUUGAACUCCUUUCAUGACCUUUUUUUAAUUAUAAUUAAGCUUUGCUGUUUCUUUCAAUAAUGGGUUAGCCAUCCAAUCUUCCUCCUUGACUUUAUUUUCACAUUAUCAAUAAUUGUACUAUUAUUAUUAUUAUUAUUAUUAUUAUUAUUAUUAUUAUUAUUAUUAUUA
Molecule: messenger RNA, 1524 nt
Organism: Salvia splendens (bonfire salvia)
Lineage: Eukaryota; Viridiplantae; Streptophyta; Magnoliopsida; Lamiales; Lamiaceae
Product: apyrase
Exons: 9
Coding region: 114-1373 (419 amino acids)
Biological process (GO): nucleoside diphosphate catabolic process
Cellular component (GO): membrane
Molecular function (GO): nucleoside diphosphate phosphatase activity
Source: RefSeq, a predicted model, not a curated record